GGCUUCCUGUGUUGGACCUAAAAACAAAAUGGCUGCUUGUGUGGCAGUUCGUCGUGCACUCGUCUCAUCGAUCACUAGGAUAACAUCAAAGAGAAGCUUAAGCAGACUWGUGUCGGACAAAAUCACCGUCAAUGGAGUUGAUUUGCAUUAUGAGAAGGCAGGCGAAGGUCCCCAAGUCGUGUUGUGCAUUCCUGGAGCAUUGGGUUCAACUCAAAGUGACUUUGGACCACAGCUUCGUGAUCUGAGCGAUCAAUUUACUAUGAUAGCAAUGGAUCCAAGAGGUUAUGGAAAAUCAAGACCUCCAGAAAGGGACUUUCCGSAGGAUUUCUAUGAACGUGAUGCUUGGGAUGGUGCCGAGCUCAUGAGAAAGUUAGGACACCGUCAAUAUUCGUUGUUGGGAUGGAGUGAUGGUGGARUUUCAGGAAUAAUUUUAGCUGCUAAUAAUCCCAGAGCAGUUGAUAAAUUGGUUGUCUGGGGGGCCAAUCCAUCAAUUACCCAAGAUGACCUUGACUUGUUUGAAAAAACCAGGGAUAUAGAUCAGUGGAAUCCUAGGAUGAGAGAGCCAUUGGAAGCCCUCUAUGGAGCUGAUGGUCUAAGGUCCAUUUGGAAAGGUUGGCUAGAUACUAUUGAAAUGAUCUACAAAGAAAAAGGUGGUCAUUUAAUACAAGAUYWGCUUCCCAAAAUCAAAUGCCCUACACUGAUAAUUCAUGGUGAAAAAGACCCUAUGUUGGCACCRUUCCAUCCUSAAUACUUGGUCAAGCAUAUACCAGGCUCUGUGCUGCAUAUGUGGCCUGRAGGAAGACACAAUAUACAUCUUCGAUAUCCCAAAGAAUUCAAUGACAUUGUUAGGCAGUUCUUUACCAAAUGAAAGCCAUUGAAUCAUGAUAGAUUUAUUGAUUGCUCAUCAAAGUUUUAAAAAACAAGUAAAAGCAGCUUUUCUUUGA
This is a messenger RNA of Exaiptasia diaphana, 944 nucleotides long. RefSeq names its product valacyclovir hydrolase. The coding region runs from base 29 to 868 and encodes 279 amino acids. The transcript has 3 exons. Lineage: Eukaryota; Metazoa; Cnidaria; Anthozoa; Actiniaria; Aiptasiidae. The record is from RefSeq and is a predicted model, not a curated record.